This is a messenger RNA of Solea senegalensis (Senegalese sole), 3609 nucleotides long. RefSeq lists its product as uncharacterized. Lineage: Eukaryota; Metazoa; Chordata; Actinopteri; Pleuronectiformes; Soleidae. The transcript is spliced from 5 exons. The record is from RefSeq and is a predicted model, not a curated record. The coding region runs from base 435 to 2945 and encodes 836 amino acids.
AUAGACUAAAACAUGGGAGCUAUGCAAGAACAGAACCAUUUCCAUGUUUACACCAGGAAUGUCUGUGUACAUUUAAAUCACUCAAUGCACUAAGAGUACACUUGUCCCGCCUUCACACCAAACCUUCAGAACAGCAACCAACUGUAGAUGUACCAGUAAAGUUUUGUUGUCUGUCAUGUGGGUUUGCUGAGUCUUGUACUGAAACUGACUACUUUAGUCACCUGCAUAAUGCACACUUAAAAGUCAACCAUAAAGUCAGUUGCCCUUAUAAAGACUGUGACUUUGAAAGCAGUGUCUACUCCACGUUCAAAGCACACAAGAGUAAAGCACACAAGGACCACAGCUGGAAGAGCUUCAAGUCAGAAAUCAUUGGUUGUGAUUAUGAAGGUCAUGAUCAGGAUGGUGCACAAGAGCAAAUAUCACAUGCUGAUGACAUGGCAGAGUUGGAAGGAGUUGGUGAAGAAGCUAGUGAUAAUGAUAUUAAUGAUUUAAGAAAGCAGCUAGAGCACAACUUAGCAUCUCUUCUGUUAAAGAUGCAAACAGUUAUGCACAUACCAGAGAGUUCUGUGCAAGCAAUAUUACAGCAGCUUUGUCAAAUCAAUAAGCUGUCAGAGCCACUUCUGCACAACAAAGUGAGAGCUACACUAAAUAAAUACUUUGAUAAUGUGGAUGAUACAGUUGUGAGUGAAAUUACCAGUGCUGUGUCAGAGUGUAACAUGAUGUCAUUUUGUGCCAAAGAUGGACCCUUAGGAACUGCUAAACAGAGAGCAGCCUAUGUACGCAAAGAGUUCCCACUGGUAAACCCCAUUGAAUAUGUUGUGGAAAAAGGCAAAAAACCGCUUGCAUAUGUCCCGAUUGUUCCAAUGCUUCAGAAGCUGCUUAACAAAACUGACGUGUUAGACAAAGCUAUGUCAGAAAAAGUCCAUGUACUGCAGGAAUACACGUCUUAUGCAGAUGGGCAGUACUUCAAUGAAAAUUCUCUUCUUGCAAGCGAUGAGUUCACAAUUGCUCUUGGCCUUUACAUUGACGACUUUGAAGUAGCCAAUCCUCUAGGAACGUCAAGACUGAAACAUAAAAUGUGUGCAGUAUAUUGGGUCAUUGCAAACAUACCUGCAAAAUACAGGUCCACCCUCAACUCAAUCCAGCUUGCUCUACUAUGCAAUACAUCUACAGUUAAAGAGUGUGGUUAUGCAAAAGUUCUGCAACCUCUCAUCUAUGAUCUAAAGAUAUUGGAGCAAAAUGGUGUUUACAUAGAGUCACUAGGUGCAAGUGUGAAGGGCACAGUCUUAUAUGUUGCCGCUGAUAAUCUUGGUGCUCACUCUCUUGCAGGAUUCCUGGAGAGCUUCAAGGUGGACAAGUUCUGCAGAUUCUGUCUAGUGAGCAGCAGAGACGCACAACGGCAAGAGAUGGCUCUUCAAGAGAAAUUCAUCAUGAGGGUUAUUGUCUCAGAGGGAGACAUCAGAAAAUUGACAAUGACAACACGACCGGACACACUUGAAGACUUGAUUGGCUGGCUUAAAGGCACUCUCCAAGCAAAUUACAACUUCGUCCUACAGUACCAAGACCCUGACUUCAACAAUGAACUGUGUAACCUUGAAGAUGUCUCAGAGCUCCCAGAUAAGCCAACGAUUAAAAUCAUCCCUAUGAUUGAAUUGGUACCAGUCAUUCAACCAGUUGAACAAUCUUCAUUGUGUAGUGACACAAGCAGCCUGGCCGACACUGAGAUCCUGUCUAACUCCUCUCUGGAUAGAAGUGUGCCAUGGCCAGAGGUGUUUGAAAUUCCUAAAUUUUCAGUUGAUGUUGAGUACCGACUCCGUCAAGGUAACUUGUUAUAUCUCAGGGAUGGAACCUAUCUGAAAGUGACAAAAGAGUUAAAGCAUGAUAUCCUUGAGAAAUUGGCUGAGGUCAUCUAUGCAUUUGAUGCAUACCCAAAAAAGGAAGAUUUAGCAGCUGUUGCACAAGCUUUAGUAGAAACGCACCCAUGUCUUAAAGAAGCGGGGUCCCCCUCUGGCUGUGUUGGAUGGAAGAACAGUUUGAAAUUCAAGGUUGGAAAUUACAGAGCCAAAAUGUGCAAGCUGGGCCGACUUGACGUCACUGUCAACAGUGGUAAACGUGGAAGAUACUCAACAAAUGGCGACCCUCCAAACAAGGACAUCAAGAAGCCAAGGAAAGGAGAAAUAAAUUUCCUGCCUCAGUAUCCAGAGGGGUUGGAUGACCACAACCUGGAAGCAGCUCGCCAGGUUUUAGUCAAUGAGAUGAUGAAGGCAAAGCCAAAUGGGUCCCUUAUUAAGAAAGAGAUGGAUAAGACCUUUGCUCUGCGGAGAAAAGAAGUUGUGACAGACAAGCCUGCAAUUACCCAGGUUGUACAGCGAUGGCCAGCACUUUUCUCCGAAAGCCAGGUGUGUUACGAGUUCACCAGAGUGGUGGGGAAAAAUCUCAAAGAAAACUUCUUUGAGGCACUUGACCGUUUCUCGCCAAACUUGAUGGACCUGUUCAGGAAGAAGAGGGGCCUCAGUGGACAGCUUUUAACUGACCUUUUACGUCAGACAAAGACCACUGAGCCAACAGACAUCAGGUGCCUUUGUCUUCGGGGACUGCCAGUCGUUUUGGGGGAUGACCCCUCUGCGUUCUUCAAAACCUGCUUGGAUGCAACUGACAAGGACGUGUACAGUGAAACUCCAGUGGGAAUCCUCUGCAUUGACGAACAUCCUCAACUCAACCCAUCCAAAGUGAGCAUCGUCUUGGAAGGGAGUGUGGUAAUGGAGGAGCUGGCCAACCUGCCACAGGCUUUCUGUGUCCUUUUUGGACUGAUUUAUGCCUUGCACUUGGAUUACCCCAAGUGCAUGAAAAGCACAUUCCACUUUAUUCAACAGGUCAUGCUAAACCUGGGCAGAGGUGAGCUGAAACCCAAAAUUCAAUCUUUGAAGAAUCAACUAUCUGUUUAAAACAGGGGUUUGAAUACUUAUACCACUGCUCUGGAUCUGAUUGCUUGGUUGUUUGUAAUGUUGCACUUUAAAAAUACUGUUUACUGUGGGCACUGUUUGAUAUGCAAGUUUUCUUAUGCAUUGCCACUGAUUUUGCUGUUUGAUAUCAUCCUGAUUGGUGUAUGAUUUAUGUUAUCAGCACUGAUCUAGCAGUUUAGUUCCAUUCCUAUUUCUAGCUACAGUAUGUUUUAUGGCAUUGCCACUGAUUUUGUAGUUUAAUUCCAUGCUGAUGGGUGUAUGAUUCGUGUUAUUAACACUGAUCUAGUUUCAUUCCUAUUGCAUUGGCAUUGGUUGUGUAGUUUUAAUGCCAUCCUGUUUCAAAAGAGUGCAUGAAAAGCACCUUCCACUUUAUUCAGCAGGUCAGGUUCAAUAUUUGAAGAAUCAACUAUCUGUAAAACGGGUUUGAAUACUUAUACCACUGCUCUGGUUCUGAGUGCUUGGUUAUUUGUGAUAUUGCACUUUAAAAUACCAUGUUUACUGUGGGCACUGUUUGAUAUGCAUGUUUUUGUAUGCAUUGAUACUGAUGUUGCUCCUGAUUCACAGGAGUCCUAUUUGAUUUUCAUCGCAAACCCAUUUUAUUUGAUAACAUGAUAAAGACAAGUUUAAUAAAACAUGUAGACAAGAA